AUAACAUACAUGAUAAAUCCCUCAUUUUCUGAUUCCUCUUAUUCUUCUUCUUGUCAGAUCUUCUUCUUCCUUCCUUUUCUGUUCCAAUUCCAUUCUAAGUCUCUUCUCUUUCGACUUCAAUUUCACUUCCUGUAAAUAUCAUAAUCAAACACAACAAAAGGGAGAAAAGCAAAACAACCAAAGCUUCUCUUUGGAUGCUUUACUUUUUUGCUUUUGCUUGAUUCGAAGGAGCCUUUGAUUUGAUUGCUCAAAUUCAGUAAUGGGUGUCGCUGUUUGCACCCUCUGCUUUUCUUGCCUCAAAUUCAAACGAGUUUUGAAUUAUAUGUGACGUUGCUGGUUUGCAGAAUUUUGAGUGAAGAGGAGCAGUAUGGGAAGCAGGAUUAGAGAGAGGAGGGAAGGUGAAACUAGGAGAAGUUUGCAGGAAGAUAAUGAAGUGUCUACGGUCAGGAGAGUCGUUGGGAGGAGCUGAUGAAGUGUUUCCUUCAUCUGGAUCUCUUGCAAGUGCAACCAAGGACUUUUCAGCUAGUGAAAACUCUUGCUUAGGUGAACACAUUGAUAAGAAGCCGGACACUGGGAACAUAGAAGAAGCUGAAUCAUCCUUACGUGAGAGUGGUGUCUUGAACUAUGAGGAAGCUAGAGCUCUGCUAGGAAGAUAUGAAUAUCAGAAAGGAAAUAUAGUAGCUGCUUUACAUGUCUUUGAGGGAAUAGACAUAGGUGUUGUGACUCCUAAGAUCAAAAUUGCCCUUUCCAGAAGCAGAGAACGCCGCAAGAAACAUUCUCAAAAUCAUGCUGAACCGCAAAUGUCUAUACAUUCUGUUGGCUUACUAUUGGAAUCUGUCUUCCUCAAAGCAAAAUCUUUGCAGAUUCUUGAAAGGUUUAAAGAAGCUGCCCAAUCUUGCAAAGUUAUUUUGGAUAUAGUGGAAUCUUCAUUACCCGAAGGCUUGCCUGAUAAUUUCGGUGCUGAAUGUAAAUUACAGGAGACCCUGAACAAGGCAGUUGAGCUGCUUCCAGAAUUAUGGAAACUUGCUGAUUGUCCACGUGAAGCAAUUUUGUCUUACCGACGAGCACUACUUCAUCAAUGGAAUCUUGAUGCAGAGACCAUAGCAAAAAUUCAGAAAGAAUUUGUUAUUUUCCUUCUUUACAGUGGAGGAGAAGCCACACCACCCAAUCUCCGGUCCCAAAUGGAUGGCUCAUUUGUACCUAGAAAUAACAUAGAAGAGGCUAUACUUAUCUUAAUGAUUUUGUUAAGAAAAGUCACUCUAAAUAGAAUUGAGUGGGAUCCUUCAAUUUUAGACCACCUCUCAUUUGCUCUGUCAGUUUCUGGAGAUUUGACAGCUUUAGCCAAUCAAUUGGAAGAAUUGUUUCCACGGACAAUUCCUAGAAGUGAAAGGUACUACACUCUAGCUCUUUGUUAUUAUGGAGCUGGUAGAGAUCUGGUAGCACUGGAUUUUCUCAGAAAGUUGUUGAGGAGUAGAGAGGACCAAGACCAUGUUCCUGGUUUGUUAAUGGCUUCUAAGAUUUGUUCUGAGAACUGUUCUCUUGCAGAAGAAGGAGUAAGCUUUGCCAAGCGAGUGCUUCAGAACUUGGAUGGCAGAUGUAAUCAGCUAGAAGAUCAUGGUAAUUUCUUUCUUGGUGUCUCACUUUCAGCCCAGUCGAAAUUGGCAGUUUCUGAUUCUGAAAGGGUUAAGGGACAAUCUGAGGCACUUCAUGCCCUAGAAACUGCUGCCAGAACAAGAAACCCCCUUGUACUAUACCAUCUCAGUCUAGAAUAUGCAGAACAAAGGAAGUUGGAUGCUGCACUUCAUUAUGCAAAAUGCUGCAUAAAACUGGAAGGUGGUUCUAAUAUUAAAGGAUGGUUGUUGUUAGCCCGGAUACUGUCUGCUCAAAAACAGUUUCUGGAUGCCGAAUCUAUCAUCGAUUCUGCUUUGGAUCAAACUGGAAAAUGGGAUCAGGGUGAUUUGUUGCGAACAAAAGCUAAACUUCAAAUUGCACAGUGCAAGUUAAGGAAUGCCAUUGAGACAUAUACUCAGCUUCUUGCUGUUCUUCAAAUUCAGAGUAAAGGUUUUGGUUCUGGAAAGAAGCUAUAUAAGGACAAUAGAGAUCGUGCUAGGAACUUGGAAGUGGAAAUAUGGCAUGAUAUUACUUAUGUAUAUAUCAGUCUUUUACAGUGGCAUGAUGCAGAGGUGUGCCUUUCAAAAUCCAAGGCAAUCAAACCACUCUCUGCAUCUAGAUGUCAUGCAAUAGGCGUAAUGUACGAAGCUAAGGGCCAUUACAAAGAGGCUCUAAAAUCUUAUGGUGAUGCUUUGGACAUUGAUCCUGGCCAUGUCCUUAGCUUAGUCUCCAGUGCUGUAGUUCUUAAACGAUGUAGUAGUCACUCAAAUCCAACAGUUAAAAGCUUUCUGAUGGAAGCACUACGACACGACAGAUUCAAUGCUUCUGCUUGGUAUAAUCUUGCUCUUCUUCACAAAGCUGAGGGCACAUCAUCAUCAUUAGUUGAAGCUGCAGAAUGUUUUCAAGCUGCACAUUUUCUUGAAGAAUCUGAACCUGUUGAACCUUUCAGAUGACUCAUUCUAUACAGGUUGAUCUUCUGGUAGAACCAAUUACAGAUUACCCUUCUGUUUCAGGACAGCUAAGAGAGAUGCAUUGAUCAUGGUGUGGAGAGCUAGUCCAAAAGAAAUUAUAGUAAUAAACUAAACAAAAAAAGAUGACAAACUCUCCAAGCAGUUUUGUGAUGCAAUUGCAAUGAUUCAUGUUUCAUGUAUUCAUGUAUAAUUUUCACAUGUCUUCUUUAUAUGUCAAUUCAGAAAGUAAUAAAUGCAAACGAACCAUAUUCAUCGAUUA
This is a messenger RNA of Vigna unguiculata (cowpea), 2841 nucleotides long. It is a transcript of the gene NPGR2, whose product is annotated as no pollen germination related 2. The record is from RefSeq and is a predicted model, not a curated record. Lineage: Eukaryota; Viridiplantae; Streptophyta; Magnoliopsida; Fabales; Fabaceae. Gene Ontology annotation, molecular function: protein binding.